This is a messenger RNA of Aureobasidium musti, 1242 nucleotides long. The record is from the annotation of a GenBank genome assembly. NCBI's taxonomy places the organism in Eukaryota, Fungi, Ascomycota, Dothideomycetes, Dothideales, Saccotheciaceae.
AUGUCCAAGUCGACCUUCUGUCUCGUGUCGCUACCGACAUCCAUCUCGCCGUCAAAUGACAGCGACGAAGCGCUGACGGCCCUGAGAGCCGUCGUCUCGACCGACAACGGCACGACGUAUCCGUUCAGCAUCCCAUCCUUCAAGAUUGGCACUCUGGACGCCCUGGUGCAGCAGGCCGACGACCUGCAGAAGCUGGAGCAAGGAUGCAAAGGUGUCGUCGAGAAGGUGGCCGACUCGUUGAAGAACAUUCUCGAGGGCGACGAGGACAAGAUCGCCGACCAGAAGAACGUCAACGACAAGCCCGUCGACCACUACCUGCAGAGCUUCCAAUGGAACAAGGUCAAAUACCGCGCCGAGAAGCCCAUCUCGGAGCUGGUUGACAUGCUCCAGAAGGACAUUGCUAGCAUAGACAACGACGUCAAGUCCAAGUUCAACCAGUACAACUCUACAAAGACCUCUUUGGCUUCGGCCUUGCGAUCACGCACCGGUAACCUGUCGCAAAAGUCGCUGUCCUCUGUCGUCAACCCCAACAACCUCCUCGCACCAGACGCCUCGGAAUACCUGCAACAACACCUGAUUGCCGUGCCCAAGAACCACGUCAAGGACUAUCUUCAGAGCUACGAGUCUUUGUGCCCCAUGGUCGUGCCCCGUUCAUCGCAAGAGCUGGCCAAGGAUGACGAGUUCAGCUUGUUCGCCGUUACCGUCUUCAAGAAACACAGCGCAGAGUUCAUUCACAAGGUUCGCGAAAGGCGCUGGACGCCCCGUGAGUGGAAGUUCACCGAAGGUGGGCGUGAGGCCGAGGAGCGUGAGCAGAAGAAGCUUGAAACCGACGAGCGCCGUGUUUGGGGUGAGGCUCUCCGUCUUGGUCGCACUGGCUACAGUGAUGCUGUCAUGGCUUGGAUCCACGUUCUUGCCCUGCGUGUCUUUGUUGAGACGGUCUUGCGUUACGGUCUUCCUUUGAGCUUCGUUUGUGGUCUUGUCAAGGUAAGGAGUUUGAACAUCACGCUAAGCUAUGCACAAAUGCUGACACGANNAUUACAGACGGACAAGAAGGUUGUCGAGAAGGUCAAGAAGAACCUCGACGGUGCCUACUCACACCUUGGUGGAAACGCCUUCGGUCGCGACAAGAAGGGCAGAGUGACCAAGGAUGAUGCUCAAACGGCCAACGAACUGCAAGCAACUGGCCACGCUGGUGGUGAGGACUACAACGCAUAUGUCUACUACCAGUUCGAGAUUGCAUGA